This is a messenger RNA of Papaver somniferum (opium poppy), 1260 nucleotides long. RefSeq lists its product as uncharacterized. Lineage: Eukaryota; Viridiplantae; Streptophyta; Magnoliopsida; Ranunculales; Papaveraceae. The transcript has 2 exons. Bases 1 to 1260 code for a protein of 419 amino acids. Gene Ontology annotation, molecular function: RNA-DNA hybrid ribonuclease activity; nucleic acid binding. The record is from RefSeq and is a predicted model, not a curated record.
AUGCCUCCCCUACAAACUGUGAAAGAACUCCAAAGCUUCAUGAAAAAGGUAAACUAUAUCCGACGUUUUAUACCUGGUUUGGCCCAACUUAUCGUUGCAUUCACUCCCCUAUUGAAGAAGGGAGCAAGCUUCAUUUGGAGUACAAAGCAACAAGAAGCAUUUCGGAAGAUCCAGCAAAUAUUGUCGUCACCCGAAAAUAUUAUCGACACUGCUGUCGGGGCCCUCCUUUCUCAGGAAGAUGAUGAGGGGAUUGAACAUCCUAUAUACUACUUCAGCCGUAUACUGAGAGAUGCUGAACUCAGGUACCCCAGAGUAGAGAAAGCAUGCUUAGCUCUAGUUCACGCCGUGCAGAAAUUCAGACAUUAUCUAAUGUCGAAUAAGGUGGUGUUAAUAUCCAGAGCUGACCCUAUCAAGUUCUUAUUCUCGAAACCAUCUUUGAUAGGCAGGCCAGCCAAAUGGUUGCUUCAAACGUCAAAGUUUGAUAUAACAUGCGCUCCUCCAAGAGCUAUCAAAGGGAAAGCGGUGACAGAUCUUAUAGAAGCAUUCCCAAGAGAAGGAACCACCGCGCUACAUGAAGACCUUUCCGGAGAGUUUCCCAAAAUCUCUUUUAUCGAAGAAGAAGCGUGGAUAUUGUAUUUCGACGCAUCUGCUACGCCUAGAAAUAAUACUGGAGGAGUGGGCGUAGUUCUAGUGUCCCCAACGGGCGAGGUCUUUUCAUAUUCUUUCAAGUUAGACUUUCAGUGCACCAAAAGUUCGGCAGAAUACGAAGCUUUCCUCAUAGGAUUGUCACUAGACAAACGAGCAGGAGCCACGCGCCUGGAAGUAAGACGUGACUCUAAGCUGCCGGUCAAUCAGAUGAACGGGGUCUACUCACUCAAGGAAGUAACGCUAACCCCUUAUAGAUCCGAGGCGCAAAAUCUAUUGAACUACUUUGCUGACGUGAACAUAACCCAUAUUGGCCGCAAUAACAACAAAAACAUCGAUUGCCUAGCCACAUUGGCCUCGAAGCUGCAAUUUGAAGGUUUGGAAGAAACUUUGAUUGUGAAGAGACGGAAUGUAGCGUCGACAUGGCUUGCAGAAUCUAAAGAUGCUGAAACUGACGACUGGAGGACUCCAAUCGUUCAAGAGCUAAACAGUUCACUCUCCCAAGGAAAGGUCAGUCUCAAAACCCUGCAAAGCUUUUUCAUGCUUCACGGAGUGUUGUACCUCCGGAAUCCAGAUGGGUCUCUGUCGAGAUGUCUCAGAGACGAGGAAGCGUAA